AUGAGCUAUAAAGAAGAAGUACCAAGCUCAGUUGUUUAUACUACAACCUCAUAUAAUGUAAAUCCUUCACACCAAAAAGGAAGAAAUAGAUUAAAACUAUUUCCUAGAUUUUCAAAAAAGAAAGCAGCUCCACAACCAUUAGUAGUGGAUCAUUCAGUUAAAAUUACCCAGUCUGGAUACGGCGGUGUAGUUUACCCUUCUGGAUAUUCAAAUGAAAGACACCAAAUUUCUCAACAAAUUCCUGGUCAAGUAAGCAACUCAUUUAGCCACUCUAGUAGUAGUAGUAGUAGUAGCUAUGAAAAUCCUAGAAGUGAUAAACUAACCUAUUACGAGUCAAGUUAUUCACCAAAUGUAUUCAAUCAUGAAAAAUACUAUUGCCCACCACCACCAGUAUCAUCCUAUUCAUCAAACCCUAUUAGAAGUAGCAGAGUUCAAUGCCAUCCCAUUCAAACUGACCGUUUAAGAUCCCAUAGACAACAAUAUAGUGAAGAUUCAAAACUAUUAAACAAUGGACAACAAUAUACUAGUUAUGGAACAAAUUCAAGUGGUCAAACAUCAAUUAAUAUUAAUAAUAAUACUAACCAUAUAAAUGAAGAGUACACAACAACUUCAAACAAUAACUAUCAACAGCAACAACAUCAACAACAACAACAAUAUCAGCAACAACAACAACAACAACAUCAACAAUAUCAGCAACAACAACAUCAACAACAACACCAUUCAUCAACAACAUAUAACCAACCACCACCCUCAAAUGUAGAUUUUAUUUACCCCCCAGGCUAUUUAGAAAAUCAAAACUCCUAUGAAUAUCAUGAAGAAAAUAAUCACUUUUCAACAAACCAUCAACAAAACUAUGAACCAGUUUAUCCCAUGGGAAUGGAACAACAAAAUUGGAAUUUUUCUGUUCAUAAUAUUUCUGAUCCAUAUUCAAAUAACAAUUAUUAAAAACAUUAAUAAAAUUAUUUAUUCAAC
Messenger RNA from Dictyostelium purpureum, 972 nucleotides. RefSeq lists its product as uncharacterized. The transcript has a single exon. Bases 1 to 945 code for a protein of 314 amino acids. NCBI's taxonomy places the organism in Eukaryota, Evosea, Eumycetozoa, Dictyosteliales, Dictyosteliaceae. The record is from RefSeq and is a predicted model, not a curated record.